Aplysia californica (California sea hare) is the source of this 1515-nucleotide messenger RNA. Its product is annotated as ras-related and estrogen-regulated growth inhibitor. The record is from RefSeq and is a predicted model, not a curated record. Gene Ontology annotation, molecular function: GTP binding; GTPase activity. Lineage: Eukaryota; Metazoa; Mollusca; Gastropoda; Aplysiida; Aplysiidae.
AAAUUUUAAAAUAGGCAGGCAGAGAGGAAAAGAAAUGGAUAUCAAAUACAAAAAUAGAAGUUUGGAAUUUUAAAAGACAAAACAAACGGAGUGAGUCAUUGUGCAAGACUGCAGUCACGAGGCAAACAGUCACUUGCGAUUUGUCAUUGCAUAAAAUACUUUUAAUAUAAAUUUAGAAAUGAUUUACAUUUUUUUCUUCUAAAAACAUUACACGUGUACGUAGCAACGAACCUUAACACUAAAAAAAAAAUGACGAGAAGAUCCGGUAUUCCCGAAUACCGCAGACAAAGCUUUACAGAGGGUUUUUAUUUCUAUUUUUAGUUUUUGCGGGCUUUCGUUUUCUUACCUUUACACCGACACGCUGCUUUGGCCCGUCCUCAACUAAAGGGAUUAAAAGAACAGAAUAUAAUGGGCGGUGUACUUAUCUGGAGACACUUUUGACAACCCAAAACCUCAAGUGAUUGUAUGUUAGUGUGAAGAAACAGCUGAUUUUGUGGGCGGUAUAGAGUUUAAUGUAUCCCUCACCUGGAAACUAACGUCCACAUUUGGACAUUAAAGAUUUGAAAACCCCCUGCCAAGCGAUAGAAAAACAGCCAUCUACCCUACAGCGACUCCUUUGAGAAGAAGAAAUUCCUGACGUCCAGAUAAAAACUUUAUUUCACCAAGAUCCCAGAUUUUGUUGUCGGUAGCGACCUAAUGCGACAUUUUAUUCUCGGGUUACGUUGAAUAGUUCAACUGUUGAUUUGUCAGCGGGGAAACCUUUUUAUCGUGGUUGGACAUCACAGAGCAAUAUAAACCUGUGGAAUUCUGAGCCAGAGGGCUCCUUGCUGGGUUUAUCAACGGUUUCACGUUUGGCUGCGGGCAUCAUGUAUAAAGUUCGGAGUAAAAUGAAAGCAGCGACCAUGAACUUGAGGAUCAACGUGCUAGGAGCCCGUGGUGUGGGCAAAUCUGGACGACUGCCAGGCUUCCUGCCAUGACGUGUAUGACGCAGACGCCUUCGUGGUUGUGUACAGCGUCACAGACACCGACAGCUUCGCUGAGGCCCGCAGACAACUCGACAACAUCCGGUCACAGAGCCAGGCAUGUGCACCGGUGCUGCUGAUGGGCAACAAGCUGGACCUUGAUCAUGCUCGGAAGGUGUUCCCGAGCGAGGUGGAGCAGGUUGCAGAAGAGAACUCGUGUCAGCACACAGAGGUCUCCGCCGCUGAAUGUCACGUGCUAAUCGUCAACAGCCUACACUCCCUCAUCGCCGACACCGUCAGCGCACUACGUCACAGGGGGCGGAGCGUCAAGAGGAGGCGGAGCCUAUUUGAGAACGUGUCACGCAAACUUGGCAGUGUGUUCAGAAGAAAGAGUUUCGACGAUUCAUCCCCCACGAUGAAGAAGAAGAUCUUGAGGUUCGCUCACAACAACAGACAUUCGGUCUGACAAUGAAUGGAGGAUUCGUCAUUCUACACCACAUUCACACGACAGACAGUCACGUGACAUUCCAUUUUUUUUAUCCUUCGAGGAAAA